Budorcas taxicolor (takin) is the source of this 2735-nucleotide messenger RNA. RefSeq names its product solute carrier family 25 member 34 (gene SLC25A34). NCBI's taxonomy places the organism in Eukaryota, Metazoa, Chordata, Mammalia, Artiodactyla, Bovidae. The record is from RefSeq and is a predicted model, not a curated record. The transcript has 5 exons. Bases 266 to 1180 code for a protein of 304 amino acids.
UGUGGGGGAUGGAGGCAGCUGGGAUUGGUUUGGAGCCGGCAGGGGCGUGUCCUGGCCUCCAAGGAAGGAGCAGAGCAGGUGGACUCCCAAGAUAGACCAGGAGCUGCCUGGCAGCCAGCGGCUUCUCUGACCCAGACCUCUGCCCUCCAAGACAUGGCCCCGGGCUCCCUCGAUCCCCAGCCCUGUGGCCUUGACAGGGUGAAAACAGCCUAAGCACCGCCACUCCAGGGCCUGUGCCCACCCCCUGGCCCCUGGCCCUGAGGCCAUGGAGACAGUGCCCCCAGCUGUGGACCUGGUGCUGGGUGCUUCAGCUUGUUGCCUGGCCUGUGUCUUCACCAACCCCCUGGAGGUAGUGAAGACGCGGCUGCAGCUUCAGGGGGAGCUGCAAGCACGGGGCACCUACCCUCGGCUCUACCGGGGCUUUGUGGCCUCCGUCGUUGCGGUGGCUCGUGCAGAUGGGCUGUGCGGGCUGCAGAAGGGGCUGGCUGCCGGCCUCCUCUACCAGGGCCUCAUGAAUGGUGUCCGCUUCUACUGCUACAGCCUGGCGUGCCAGGCUGGCCUCAGCCAGCAGCCGGGAGGCACCGUGGUUGCGGGAGCUGUGGCGGGGGCACUGGGAGCCUUCGUGGGGAGCCCUGCUUACCUGGUCAAAACUCAGCUGCAGGCCCAGACGGUGGCCGCAAUGGCCGUGGGGCACCAACACCAUCACCAGAGCCUCUUGGGCGCCUUGGAGACCAUCUGGCGGCAGCAGGGCCUGGCAGGGCUGUGGCGGGGCGUGGGUGGGGCCGUGCCCCGGGUCAUGGUUGGCUCAGCCGCUCAGCUGGCCACCUUUGCCUCUGCCAAGGCCUGGGUGCAGGAGCGACAGUGGCUCCCGGAGGACAGCUGGCUGGUGGCCCUGGCCGGGGGCAUGAUCAGCAGCGUAGCUGUGGUUGCUGUCAUGACCCCCUUCGACGUGGUCAGCACGCGGCUGUAUAAUCAGCCAGUGGACGGGGCAGGCAGGGGCAAGCUAUAUGGCGGCCUCGCCGAUUGCCUGGUGAAGAUCUGGCGGCAGGAGGGCCCCCUGGCGCUCUACAAGGGUCUGGGCCCCGUCUACCUGCGCCUGGGCCCCCACACCAUCCUAAGCAUGCUCUUCUGGGAUGAACUCCGGAAACUGGCCAGGCGGGGCCAGCACCAGGGCAGCUAGGUGGUGUCCUUCACCCCAACACAGCCGGCCACUUGGCAGGACAUGAUGGCCCGCUGCAGCUGGGAAUGGCUGUUCCAUAGCCAGCCCAGGCCCAGGCCCUGCCCCAAGGUCCAGGGAGAGUGUGGUCAGACAGCUUGUGGUCAACCCAGCCCCUGGGCCCACAUAGGGCCAGCGGACCCACCUGGAAUCACCACCCACUCCGUUCUCCAGAAGUGUUCAUCCUUCUCUGUCCCAGGUUACCUUAUCCCAGAGCCUUACUCGUCACAAUAACCACUCCAAGGUGUGAACAGCGCUGUGAGCUGGGACACAUACAAUAUCAACCUGCUUACACAGUGAAAGUGAAAGUGAAGUCGCUCAGUAGUGUCCGACUCUUUGCGACUCUAUAGACUGUAGCUUACCAGGCUCCUCUGUCCAUGGGAUUUUCCAGGCAAUAGUACUGGAGCAAAUUGCCAUUUCCUUCUCCAGGGGAUUUUCCCAACCCAGGGCUAGAACCUGGGUCUCCUGCAUUGUAGACAGACACUUUACCAUCUAAGCCACCAGGGAAGUCCUGGGAGGUAGUAAAACUCUGUUGCUGAUGAGGAAGUGGAGGCUCAGAAAGGUGAAGUGCUUUGACCAAAGCCACGUAGCUUUGAAGGGUCAGAGCUGGAACUGGAACUCACCUCUGCCCACCCCCGACCUGUGUGCCCUUGGUGAGAGCCAGGACCAUGGAGGCCGGAGUGGCCCUGAGGGAUCACUGCACACAUGGGGAGGUCCUGGGGAGCACUAUGAGGCACUGGGGCCAUCGUCUGUGUUAGUCUGCCAAGGCCACCAUUACAGAGCUCCUCAGACUAGGCAGCUUAAACAACAGAAUGUUCUUUUCUCACAGUUCUGGAGACUACCUGUCCAGGUUUGGUUUCCUCUGAGGCCUCCCUUCUUGGCAUGUAGACACCUGUCUUCUCCCAGGGUCCCCACCUGGUCUUCCCUCUUUGUGUCUGGGUCCUAAUCCCCUCUUAAAAGAACACCAGUUAUAUUGGAUUAGGCCUCAGGCUAAUGACCUCAUGUUCCUUAAUUACUUCCUUAAAGACCCCAUCUCCAAAUACAGUCAUCUUCUGAGGUUAGAACUUCCCUACAUGAAUCCGGGGUAGGGGAGGGGACACAACACAGCCCCUCAACUACGAGCUUUUACUGAGGGUCUCCUAGACGCCCAGCACUGUGGGCAUUUGCACAGAUUCUCAUGACAGUUCUGAAAGGUAGCUCUUGAUGCACCCAUUAUUCAGAUGAGCAGACUGAGGUCCCAGGAAAGGAAGCAACUUCCCCAAGGUAGUAGAGCUGGGUAUCCUCAUCCCAGACCCUUUUGUUUGUCCAAGCUGCAGCCACACUCCCCCCAUGGGCGUGUCCCUAAGGCACUGACCUUUGUGCUACAGAAGUGGGCGCUGAGUGCCUGAAGAGGCAGGACUGACUGAGGUCAAGUGGCCUGAACUGCCUUGCCCGCCACACCCCAUGUCUGCAAAGAGCUGCUCCCCAGGCGCAGCCCUACUGCACACUCCAAACCAAUAAAGUUUUCUAUUUUGUCUAC